Molecule: messenger RNA, 2330 nt
Organism: Procambarus clarkii (red swamp crayfish)
Lineage: Eukaryota; Metazoa; Arthropoda; Malacostraca; Decapoda; Cambaridae
Gene: Vha44
Product: V-type proton ATPase subunit Vha44
Biological process (GO): proton transmembrane transport
Cellular component (GO): vacuolar proton-transporting V-type ATPase, V1 domain; lysosomal membrane
Molecular function (GO): proton-transporting ATPase activity, rotational mechanism
Source: RefSeq, a predicted model, not a curated record
UGAGUGACGUCAUGAAUUAGUGUGGAGAGGGCCGGUAGAUGGCUCUGGCAGAUCAUGUGAUGGGAUCGAACUGAGGCGAGCUGUCACUACCUUCUCCUCGACCUGUUCUGUAUAUUUCUACACAUAUUAGGAAAGAUCAAUUUGAGGAGCCUGUCAAAAUGUCGUUUACAGAGUACUGGCUGAUCUCUGCCCCAGGAGAUAAGACAUGUCAACAUACUUGGGAGAAGUUGAACAAUCUUACAGCUGUUCAAAACCAAUUAAGUGUUAAUCAUAAGUUUCAUCUUCCAGAUCUCAAGGUUGGUACUUUGGAUCAGCUAGUUGGUCUUAGUGAUGACUUGGCUAAACUGGACACUUAUGUAGAAACUGUGACUCGCAAGAUGGCUGGCUAUUUGGGAGAAGUACUUGAGGACCAACGAGAUAAGCUUCAGGAAAAUCUACUUGCCAAUCAAAUGGACCUUGCUACCUACUUGACGAAGUUUCAGUGGGAGAUGGCGAAGUUUCCAAUCAAGCAAUCAUUACGGGGCAUUGUGGAUGCCAUCAAUAACCAGGUCACUCAAAUUGAAAAUGACCUCAAAUCCAAAUCUUCAAAUUACAACAACCUGAAGUCAAAUUUGGCCAACAUGGAGAGGAAGCAAACUGGAAGCCUUCUGACAAGAAACCUCGGUGAAUUGGUGAAGAAAGACGAUUUUGUUCAAAAUAGUGAAUACCUUGUUACUCUGUUAGUCGUAGUGCCCAAGAUGUACUACCCAGACUGGCAUGCAAAAUAUGAACACCUCGCUGAUAUGGUUGUGCCUCGGUCCUCCAAAAUGAUCUUCGAAGAUAGUGAUCAUGGUCUGUUCACUGUCACACUCUUUUCAAAGGUGAUUGAUGAGUAUAAACUCCAUUCUCGAGAGAACAAGUUUAUUGUCCGGGAGUUUACGUACAACGAAGAAGAACUUACAGCUGGGAAGAAUGAACUAUCAAAACUCAUCAAUGACAAGAAGAGGCAUUUUGGUCCUCUAGUGCGUUGGCUGAAAGUAAAUUUUAGCGAGUGCUUCAUCUGCUGGAUACACGUGAAGGCCAUACGGGUCUUUGUAGAGUCGGUUCUCAGAUAUGGAUUACCUGUGAACUUCCAAGCUAUGCUACUUCAUCCCAGUAAGAAGAGUGUUAAAAGGCUACGUGAUUUACUCAAUCAACUGUAUAGCCACCUGGACUCCUCUGCAACAGGAGGAGCAGGAGAUACUGUGGACAUCCCUGGGUUGGGUUUCAACACAAGUGAAUAUUAUCCAUAUGUAUAUUUUAAGAUCAACACUGACAUGAUUGGUGACCAUAGGCUUUAGAAAGUUUCCUAGCGCAUUUGAUGUAAACUGUUGAUAAUGUAUGAACCCAAAAUGAGGUGAUAUUUGGUCAGUCAAACAAAUGUUUUGAUUGAAAAAAUUGUUAUAAAGAUUUUAUUUAACCAAAAUUUUUUUAAUACUUGCAGCUGAAAACUAUUAGAAAAGAAAUUAUAUAAAUGUUAUUAGAGGCAUGUUACUAAAAUUGUUUAUAAUGGUGCACAAAACUAAUGUAUUCAUAAAUUCCUCUUGUAGAUGUAAAGUUGUGAAAGUACAGUAUAUUCAUAUAUAUAUAUAUGGAUGCCUGACGUGAAGACAUCUUUUUAAUUUAUUGAUAUUGAGGUCAGAUAAAAUGUAAUAUAUUUCACUUGUACAUUUUAUUUUAAAUACAUAGUAGUUUAAUUUGUUCAUCUGGGUUUUGGUUUUUGGGAGAGUGUAUUACAUUCCUGAUAGCCCUUUUCAUUCCAACAUUUAUAUUUAAAUGUUAAAGUUUGAGUAAUGAGUGAUAAUAGUUGUGUAAAAUAGUUCAUUCGUGAGAUGCUUAGAACAAAAUACCGACGCAUUUACCAAUACAAAAAAAUUGUAUACUGUGUGUGCAUUUUAUUGGAGGAUAAGAUUGUUCUUGAUAGACUUCUAGUCCUUUAGGAACAAAUGUCCAUAUUAGGUCAAUGUUGUUAUUUUUAUUUUACCAGAUCUCAAGAUUUUAUGGGCUAUGUAAGACAAUUUGGAAUUAAGUUGCAAAUUUCAAUUCCUUUAGAAUAUGUAUAUUAGUAUUGUAAAUGGCUCCAAAAGUUAACAUAUAGCUGAUAAGCCAUAUGUCAUGUUCAAGAAAUGUUGUGAAUGUAAAGUAGAGCUCUUUGAAUAUGUAUGGUGUAAAAUUUGGCUAUCUAGUUAGCAUUUAAUUGUAUAUUUUAUGUAUAUUAAGCUUCCAGUGUCAUACUUGCUGUUGGGUGACAGUGUCUGUUGACUGAUGUACAGAUUGGUAAAUAAUUUACAUGUGAAUAAAUAGUACACAUU